Molecule: messenger RNA, 1847 nt
Organism: Pimephales promelas (fathead minnow)
Lineage: Eukaryota; Metazoa; Chordata; Actinopteri; Cypriniformes; Leuciscidae
Gene: noxo1b
Product: NADPH oxidase organizer 1b
Biological process (GO): superoxide anion generation
Cellular component (GO): cytoplasm
Molecular function (GO): phosphatidylinositol binding; protein binding; superoxide-generating NADPH oxidase activator activity
Source: RefSeq, a predicted model, not a curated record
AAUGAUGAUGCAGGUGAUGUUGAAAGGAAACAAGGAAGGAUUUCUUACUGUGAUCUUGCUCAUCAUAAACAGCAAUGAGUGACCCUCGCUUUCCUGUCGAUGUCCGUCUUAUCGGAGUAAUGAAAAAGGACAAGUACAAAAAAUACAUGGUAUCUGUGAUAUGGUCAGACCAGAGUGAGCUGAUAGUGUACCGAUCCCUCCAAGACUUCAAAACGCUCCAUAGGCAAUUAAAAAAGAAGUUUCCGGUGGAAAACCAAUUUCGGAAAGAGGAUAGAGUGCUACCCAGAUUUGGAGCUCAGUGCAUGAUGGCAUCGUUUCAGUUGAAAGCUCUGGCUAAGUCAGUGUCCCGUCUGAGAAAUCUGGAGAGCUACUGUUCCAACCUGUUGCAGUGUAACACGACUGUGUCACAUUCCACAGAAGUCAUUCAGUUUUUCCUGCCAAAUGAGCAGGAGCUUAUGCCGGAAUAUACCCAAAACAGUUUGAUGAUUCUGCAUUCAAACAGCAUCCCCAAUGUCAACAGAGGACCCGACUUGGCAAAUAAACGUCUGAGCAAUGGCAAUGUGACCCAGCCUUUUGUGUCCAAGACAUAUCGAUGUGUGGCUCCGUAUGAGACUAAAGAUACAAAGAACAAGCCCUUUAAAGUAGGUGUGGAUGAAAGACUGGAUGUGCUCAUUAAAGACAAAGCAGGUUGGUGGCUUGUCGAGAAUGAGGAUAAACGUCUAGCUUGGUUUCCCGCUCCUUACCUGGAAUUAUGCGGUGAAGAGGAAGAAGAGGAGGAGGACGAGUUUGACUCACCUACUUUUGAAAUGUCUCUGUACUGCGCAACAAGAAGUUACACGUCAAAAAAAGAGGACGAGCUCUCUAUGAGCAUCGGCGCUGUUGUGGAGGUGUUACAGAGGUCUGAUAAUGGCUGGUGGCUUGUUAGAUACAACAGAAAGGCCGGCUACGUGCCCUCCAUGUACCUGAAGCUCUACAGCAGCCCCAGCUUUGGCCUUCAGAAUCUUCGGAGGAAACUUCACAGCUCUGCUAUCAACCUGUCCGCCAACAACUCUUUAAAAGUGGAGCCUCAGGUUCGCUCACAAAACAGAAGAAAUAGUUUCCUCAGCUCCAGCUCUCUGGAAAUGCUGUCAGACCCCCAGAGCCAAAACAGCGAUCCGGGACAGCUCGAGGAGUCUGGCAGCUUCAGCGAUGAUGGAACCGACUUCAGCUUCAGUUCCUCGGACACCACGUCCAUGAGCCCAAGCAUGUCCAGCUCAGAGGGGGAAGAGGGCCUGAGACAGCAGGAGAAAGAGCUCGAUAGUGGUAUGUCCAGUGGCCAGUCCAGCCCCAUCAGCUCAGACGCUGGCCACCCUAUGAAAGGUGAGGGAACUCCCAGGAUACCACCCCGACCACAAACUCAGGAGAUCCUACGCCGCUGCACGACCUACACCCGUAAAGUUGCUCUGGCAACAUCUGCACGCCUUGCCCCUGAAAGAUAAACCAUGGUAGAUGAAGGUAGAGCUUGAAAGGAGUGAGAGAGUGUAUGAGUUCAAAUGAUAAGGAGAGACUUUCUACCUAUUUUUCGUCACCUUUGAGUCUUGGUAAAACACCCAUAUUAAUCUGGGUCUCUCCUUGUGAUCAUUUUUGGAGCUAUAUUAAUUAUAUCUCAAAUGAAUCAUUUGUAUUCUACAUAACCUGUUAUGGUAGUUACAGUUUACUUAUUUAAAGGAUUGUUUUUUUAUUAACCUUAUAUUCAGACUGUUAUAUUUUUGUCUUGAAGUUAAUAGUAUUCCAUACUGGAAAAAAAAUGUUGGACCUUUGAUUGUAUACCUGCAUAUGUUUCAAUAAAUGUUUUGACUGCAUUUGAA